AUGGCAGAGAUAGAGUACACUGAAGAAGAUCGCAAGUAUUCAUGUUCCUUAUACCCAAAACUUCAGCAGUCAUCAGAGAGCUUUCUACAGAGCUACAUCUCUCAUCAACUACAAUGUAUGGAUCAGUUGUUGAAAACAUACGAACAUGAACUUGAUGUACCUUAUGGAGAUCCAGCUACAGCCAAUGACAGACAACAGUUUGAUGUUUGGUACCCGAAAGAUGGAGAAAAGUAUAGAAAAAUACACAUCUUUAUUCAUGGAGGUUAUUGGCAGGUAAGACGUUAUGAAUGACAAAAGGUGUUUGAUGUUAGCCAUAGGAUAUUGGACUCUUCUACUAUGUAUAAUUGAUUAAUGGUAUUGAUUACUGUGCUAAAGUUCUUUUUUUUGACACUAUCACAAUGUUGUUGUAGGAAAGCAGUCGUAAAUGUGCUGCCUCAGUACCACCAACCUUUUUGGCGCAAGGGUAUACCGUAAUAACACUCGGCUACACUUUGGCUACAGAAAUAUCGUUGGAAGAAGUUGCGGAUCUUGUACGGAGAGGAGUAAAGGUAUUUUUUGAUGACGUUUUUUGUUAACUUGACAAAAUUUUAUUGUUAUGCUUGACUCUUUUCCAGGACAUUAUACACAACCACCCGACAGCGGAGUUCUCAAUAUCUGGCCACAGCGCCGGAGGUCAUUUGGCAGCCAAAGUUUUGGAGGUUGAAGAACUUCGAAUCUACAUGAAUGCUGCUCUACUGAUUACUCCAGUGUUCGACAUUCGACCCUUGGUCAAUACCUACAUUGGGCGAGGAAUCAGGCUUUCAGAAGAGACGGCAGAGAAAUUCUCUGUGAAAUACAAAGAAUUGGCCAAAUUCGAGGGAAAACUGGCCAUCCUGACAGCAAAACAUGAUGCCCCAGGGCUGAUCGAACAAGCUGGAGAUGCUCAAAAUGAACUUAUAAAGCUGGGCAAGAGGGAUACUGUAAGAGAAGAGUUCGACGAGGACCAUUUCAGUAUGAUUGGGGUACUCAGUAAUCCUACUUCUACUGUGGCCGAGUGGGUACUACAGUUCAUGCAGUAA
Bursaphelenchus okinawaensis is the source of this 1058-nucleotide messenger RNA. The record is from the annotation of a GenBank genome assembly. Lineage: Eukaryota; Metazoa; Nematoda; Chromadorea; Rhabditida; Aphelenchoididae.